Messenger RNA from Plasmodium gallinaceum, 396 nucleotides. Its product is annotated as conserved Plasmodium protein, unknown function. Bases 1 to 396 code for a protein of 131 amino acids. The transcript has 3 exons. The record is from RefSeq and is a predicted model, not a curated record. Lineage: Eukaryota; Apicomplexa; Aconoidasida; Haemosporida; Plasmodiidae.
AUGAUUAAAUUUUUUCGUAGAAAAUUUUUUAAAAUAAAUAAAUUUAUGAAUUUUAAAGCUUUGAAAACAUCUAAAAUAUUUAAUAUAAAAAAGGAAAUUAUAAUUAAUAGUUUGGAGGAAAAAAAUGAAAAACAAAUUAAUGAUGCAUUAAAAUAUUUUUCUAAAUCUGAAAUUUUUUAUUUAUUCUUUAUUCCUUUUGCUUUUGUCUCUAUUUAUAUCUUUGUAAUGUGGAAUAUUUUCAAAUAUAUUUGUGACAUUAAAGAUAUAAACCAUUUUUUAAAAAUUCUUCGUUGGUUAAAGGGAAAAGAAUCUUAUCCAUAUGAAUAUCUGCAAAAUAAAAAGAAAAAGAAAAGAAAAAGUGAAUCUAUUAUUGUUAUUGAAAAAAAAUUUGAAUAA